CCAGCCGCCCCGGGGCACUUUCGUUUCUCCGCAGCUCCGCCCGCGUCGGCGCUCCAGGUCGCACUUUGCAGAAGGGCCAGAGUUUGGAACACCGAAGAAGAAAAAAAAAAGAGGACCGGAUCCGCCCGGUCUUGCAGGAGUCUGUGCAGGUGGAAAAUCAGAAAUAGGACAAGCAGAAGCAGAGGAAGGGCGACCAUGACUUCAGAAAUCCUGGCCUGUGUAAAAGAGGAGGUGACCUGUCCCAUUUGCCUGGAUCUCUUCAUAGAACCCCUGAGCAUAGGCUGUGGUCACAGCUUCUGCAAAGCCUGCAUCACUUUGAUGUAUGAGUCCAAGAAAAACAAAGCUGGUCAGGGCACGUGCCCCGUGUGUCAGGCCAGUUACCAGUUAGAGAAUCUGCAGCCUAAUCGGCACCUAACCAACAUAGUGGAGAGGCUCAAGGGGGUUCAGCUGAACCCAAAGCAGGAGAAGCAGAAGGAGUAUCGCUGCGCGCACCAUGGAGAGAAGCUGCAGCUCUUCUGUACGACAGACAGGCUGGUCAUCUGCUGGCUUUGCGAGCGCUCUCAGGAACACCGUGGUCACAAGACAUUGCUCCUGGAGGAAGUGGCCCAGGAGUACAAGGAGAAGCUCCAGGAAAUUCUGCAGAAACUGAGGGCAGAGGAGAAAGAAUUUGAGAACCGGAAAGAUGUCAUUCAAAAAGAGAGAACCUACUGGAAGAAUCAAAUAAAGGGAGAACAACAAAAUGUUAAGGCGGUAUUUACACAACUGGCACAAGGCUUGAACUCUGAGGAGAAGAAUGAGCUACAGAAGUUGCAGCAAGAGGAAAAGUAUAUUUUGGAUAGUCUGCAAGAGUCUGAAAAUGAACUGGCCAAGCAGAAGCAGUUGGUGAGAGACCUCGUCUCAGAGCUGGAGAAGCGGUUGCAGGGGUCCUCCAUGGACAUGCUACAGGAUGUGAAUGACAUCAUAGAAAGGAGUGAGACCUUGACUCCGACGACACCAAAAACUUUCCCGAAAGGACAAAGACGAGAAUUCCAAGGUUUUGAUCUGCAAGUAGCGCUGAAAGCAUUUCGAGAGCUAACAGAGGCUCGAUGCUACAGGGUUAAGGUGACACUGGAUCCAAGUACGAAUCCACAUACCAUCAUUAUUGAUGACCAAAGAAGAAUAAAAUACAACCCACAGAGACAAAAUGAUACACUUCUUUCCAGGGGUGUUCUGGGCUCACCAGCUAUCACAUCAGGGAAGCAUUACUGGGAGAUAGAUGUGUCUAUGAAAAGUGACUGGCUCCUGGGAGUGAGUGGUAGAAGAUGCUCCCAACCGACGUUUUCUCAACAUACACAACGCACAACUGCAAUCAGUAUGGAUUUUAAGGCGCCUGUAUAUAAGUCCGCACCGAGCCUAUUUCGUGCUUCUGUAAAUCAUCCAGACUAUUGGGACUCACCUGAGUACUGGGUCAUAGGGAUGAAGAGUGGCCACACAUACAAUGCUUUUCAGGGGUUCUCCCCUUUCUCCGGUAAUUUCUCCAUGACCUUCUUUGUGUCUGUCUCUCCCCAUCGAAUUGGAGUGUUCCUGGACUAUGGUGCUUCCAUGGUCUCCUUUUACAACAUUACAAACAAUGGAGCACUUAUGUGUAGAUUCCGUGAUUGCCGCUUUCCCCCUGAGGUUUUUCCGUAUUUUAAUCCUAUGAAUUGCUCACAGCCAAUGACGGUGUGCUGACUGACAGAACCCUUGAACGCCUCCAUUUCUGUGCAGCGCCUCGUUGGAGUUCAUUGGCAUCAGUGUAAACUUUCGGCUCUCUCUAGUCUUUCCUUUUGAGGGUUCUUCACUGGUAAGACGUGUGCAUUUCCUUCUAUCUUAUCCUUUCCCAUCUCUUAUUUAUUUAGGAGAGAAUAGUGAUCCGUCAUUUCCUAAACACCCAAUGUAAAAUGAUUCAUGACUGAUUCUUCAUUAAGUAAAGUAGUACUUCUGCACAAUUCUUUUUUUUUUUUUCUUUUUCUUUUUCUUUGCGGUGGUAGGAACAAUCACAGGGCAUACUAAGGAAGUGCUUUACUACUUAUCACCUCACCUCUGCUACAUCUGUACAACCUCAUUCUCUUUACCCCUGAAAACAAUUGUUUUUCAACAAGCUUUAUAUUCUUUUUGUAAAACUAUAUGUAUGAAUGAGCCGGGCGUAGUGGCACACACCUUGAGUCCCAGCACUCGGGAGGCAGAGGUAGGAGGAUUGCUGAGAGUUUGAGGCCACCCUGAGGAUAUCUAGUGAAUUCCAAGUCAGCCUGGGCUGGGGA
This is a messenger RNA of Jaculus jaculus (lesser Egyptian jerboa), 2279 nucleotides long. RefSeq names its product tripartite motif-containing protein 12A. The record is from RefSeq and is a predicted model, not a curated record. The coding region runs from base 196 to 1710 and encodes 504 amino acids. The transcript has 8 exons. Gene Ontology annotation, molecular function: protein binding; zinc ion binding. Lineage: Eukaryota; Metazoa; Chordata; Mammalia; Rodentia; Dipodidae.